CGCCGCUGCGCCUCUCGCCCAGUGCAUUGUGGUCUGCGCGCUAAAGGAAGCUGCUGCAGCGGAAUCUGAAGAAUUUGAGGUGUCCGCCAAGUCUGCCGCUCAUCGCUGGCUGCUCUCUCUGUACCUCCAUCUGCUCUUUAAGGUCAAACAAGGAGGAAAAAAAAUGUCUCAAGCUGACAAAAUGAAGCAGGGGCAGUUCACCAACCCUGAGACCCCGGGGUAUGUUGGAUUCGCCAACCUGCCUAAUCAGGUUCAUCGAAAAUCUGUAAAAAAGGGUUUUGAGUUCACCCUCAUGGUUGUAGGUGAAUCUGGACUUGGAAAAUCCACCUUGAUCAACAGCCUCUUCCUCACUGACCUUUACCCUGAGAGGGUCAUUCCUGGAGCAGCAGAAAAGAUAGAAAGGACGGUUCAGAUCGAGGCAUCUACUGUAGAAAUUGAGGAGCGAGGAGUGAAGCUCCGCCUCACUGUGGUUGACACACCAGGAUACGGAGAUGCCAUCAACAGCCAGGACUGUUUCAGCACCAUUAUCAGCUACAUCGAUGACCAGUUUGAGCGCUACCUCCACGACGAGAGCGGCCUAAAUCGUAGACACAUUGUUGACAAUAGAGUUCACUGCUGCUUCUACUUCAUCUCCCCACUUGGCCACGGCCUGAAACCUCUUGACGUCCAGUUCAUGAAGGCCAUUCACAACAAGGUCAAUGUGGUUCCUGUCAUCGCCAAAGCCGACACACUCACCCUCAGAGAGAGGGAGAGGCUCAAGCGCAGGAUUCUCGAUGAGAUCGAUGAGCAUGGCAUCAAAAUCUACCAUCUUCCCGAUGCUGAGUCAGACGAAGAUGAAGAUUUUAAAGAGCAGACCAGGAUCCUCAAGGCUAGUAUCCCAUUUGCAGUGGUGGGGUCCAACCAGCAGAUUGAGGCCAAAGGGAAGAAGGUGAGGGGUCGUCUGUACCCUUGGGGAGUGGUGGAGGUGGAGAACCCAGAGCACAAUGAUUUCCUCAAACUGCGGACCAUGCUGAUAACCCAUAUGCAGGAUCUCCAGGAAGUAACCCAGGACCUGCACUACGAGAACUUCCGUUCGGACCGCCUCAAACGGGGUGGCAGGUUGUCCUCCCAUGGUUACAUUCUGCCUCUGUCUCCUGCAAAGGGACCCGAGCCGGAGGAAAUGGACAAGGAUAUGAUCCUGCAGGAGAAGGAGGCUGAGCUGAGGCGAAUGCAGGAGAUGAUCGCCAAGAUGCAGGCCCAGAUGCAGAAACAAGGGGACGGAGAGGGAGACGGCCCACACGUGUGAUAGUGAUGUUAGGUAUUUGAGCCACUGCUUGAGUUUGACCAGAGAGAUGGAAAAGGUGUAAAGCUGCCUGGUCAUGGACUCCUACUGCUUGCCACUAUUUUAUUUUUUAUUUUUUUAAUUUCAGUUCCAAGUGGGAUCUGGAAUGAUUUUUUUUUUUUUUUUAAUGCGUACAGUAAAGUAUAUUUGACAGUGUUACAUUUAUAUAUUCAAUCACGGUUCUAUUGUUUCUUCCUCUUUUUUUUUUUUUUUUUUUUUAAUUUUACCACUUUAGAAAACGUUUACUGAAAUGAAGUAACAUGACCAAUAUUUUAGGAUGCUUGCAUAUUUUAUAUUGGGAUUUAGUUACUUUUCCUUUUAUUUGCUGUUCAGAAAACCAAAGUAUUGCUGCUUCUGUUUGAAGACUUUAGUUCUGAAGCAUCUGUCGGAGCACAUACUAGCACAUGCUCUGUGAAAGAGUUUCAUUGAGAGAGCAAACUGUAGUAGCAGGAGUAGCUGAAAACCUCCUUUGUUUCUCUCUUACAUCAUUGUGUUAAUAUUAUUCCUGUCAGGAGAAAACAUUAUUUAACAUAGCCUCUGGUUAGGAGUUGACCACACGAGCUUACCAUUAAAUAGUCUUGCUUCAUAUUGAUGAUGUUAUCCCGCUCAUAUGCAUGCAACUCUCAACCAAAAAAAUUUAGGAUGAAUUUUAACAGUGUUUGAGAUCAGCUUCUUCCUUCCUUGUUUCUUCCAUUUGUGCUUUUCUCACAUCGGUGUCACCAUGUACAACUGCCUUCAAGUGUGGUUCAGCUCCUUUUGAGAAAUUAAACUGUGAUUCGUAACCUUUUUAUAGUCUUCCCAUACACCUGUCACAUGAAGGACAGACAAAUGAGGCGUUAAGCCUCUUUGGUGCUUUCACAUAACUAGAUGCAUUUAAUCCUUUUCAUGUGUCCUCGCCAGUGUAAAGUGAAGUCAUGUGAAGGAGCAGUGAAGCAGUGGAGUGUGUGUUAUUGGUACAAUGAGAAGUAUAAACUUCUACCUGUCCCAACUGCUGAGUGCUUUGUGGUUUUAGUGACCACAGAGUUUAAAGGCGACCUGAUGAGGUCACUGUAGCCAACAAUAACCCCACCAGCCCAGACAUUCCUCUUUGUGCUGUUUUUAAUCUGACAAAUAUUGUUCUUGAUACAUAAAUUGUAAUAAAGGUUUUAUUAAAUGUCAAA
Molecule: messenger RNA, 2481 nt
Organism: Archocentrus centrarchus (flier cichlid)
Lineage: Eukaryota; Metazoa; Chordata; Actinopteri; Cichliformes; Cichlidae
Gene: septin2
Product: septin 2
Exons: 13
Coding region: 164-1285 (373 amino acids)
Biological process (GO): cell division
Molecular function (GO): GTP binding
Source: RefSeq, a predicted model, not a curated record